GCAACGUCCCUGAAAGUUGGCAUAUGCUAUGUGACAGCAGGCAAGGUAUAUCCUCGAUUCUAUUUUUCGGUCCCAAACGUUUCCAAAAAACCUGAAAAUAAAUUAAGAGGAAUCUUAACUAGCAUAAAAGUCACAAUGCCAGGCAAUUCUGAGGGCAAAUCUGUAUCUACUAGGUCGGAAGCAAAUACAGGCGAUCAAAUAGUUGUAAGUGGCAAAACUGGUGAUGAAGAAAUGCCCACAAAUCAAGAGGAAAAAAAUAGUGGCGUGGAAAGGAGGGAAGAUUGUAAAAAGUCUAAAAAAGAAAAAGAAAAAAACAUUUCGAAGAGCAAAAAUACCAUUGAGGAAAAAGAAGAUUCGGGCUCGGAAUCUUCGUCAUCAUCGUCAGAUUCUGCAUCAUCCAGCUCCAGUGGUAGUAGUGAUGGCGAAGUGUCUUCAUCUUCUGAAUCCUCAUCCGACAGUGAUGAGGUCGAUGCGAAGGAUGAAGCCCAGAAUUCACCUAAAGAUGGACAAUUGUCGGAAAGAAAGAAAAAUGAGAAUGAAAUUAAGAACCAUCGACUAGCCAAAGACUCCAAGGAAAACGUUGAGAAAAAUGUAGCUUCUAAGGAAGACAAUGAACAUAAGGACCAAAAUGGCAAUGAGCAACAAAUAAAUAAUCAAGAAGAUGUGGCAAAUAAAUCGCCAGUUGGAAGUAAAAUUAAAGAAACAGAAGAAGGUGAAAUUGAGGAGGAGGACAAACAGCAGGGAAGCAAUGAAAAGAUUACACAAACACAUGUAGAGAUAAAUACAAAAAGAUCUGCAUCAAAAUCGCGUAGCCCUUCUGGAGAAAAAGAAUUGCACAGAGAUCAAACAAAUCAUAGCUUAGGAAAGAGCUCCCGCUCCUCAUCAAAAAGCCCAAAGGAAAGAAACAGUAAGCAAGCUAUACCAAGCGACUCUAGGCAUCAGAGUCCCCAAAAGCAGCGAGAACGAAAACAACGAUCCAAAUCCAUAUCAAGAAGUCGAAGUUAUUCUCGCGGUCGUAGUCGCAGUCGAUCCAGAUCCAGACAAACAGAACGCAAGCGACGUUCUCGUUCAUCUAGACGUUCACAUUCUGGAGAAAAACGAAGCAAUAAAAGGGACGAACGACGUCGUUCGCCAUCUUCGGAUUAUGAGAAGAGAAGUUCUGCACGCUCUGCCUCUCUAGAAAAGAGACGCGAAGAGCGCAAAAGGCGCCAUGCUGAACGAGAUGAAAGAGAAAAGGCCGAUCGUUACAAACAAAACACUGAUGAUUCCUCCAAAGCCAACAAUGGGAACACCAACAAAUCUCUUAAGGACACUGAAAACGACAAUUCGACUGUAACUGAUCCAAAGGCUAAAAUAACGGAACGUCAGCGUAAAACUGUGGACAUACUAACAUCACGCACUGGAGGUGCUUACAUACCGCCAGCCAAGUUGCGUAUGAUGCAGGCUGAAAUAACGGACAAGUCAUCGGCAGCUUAUCAGCGUAUCGCUUGGGAGGCUCUCAAAAAGUCCAUACAUGGCUAUAUCAAUAAGGUCAACGUUGACAAUAUAGCAAUUAUUACACGAGAGUUGCUUAAGGAGAAUAUAGUUCGAGGCAGGGGCCUACUUUGCCGUUCAAUUAUACAAGCACAGGCAGCUUCACCCACAUUUACACAUGUCUAUGCAGCGCUGGUGGCUAUUAUCAACUCCAAAUUCCCCAAUAUAGGAGAGUUGUUGCUGAAACGUUUGGUCAUACAAUUUAAGAGGGCUUUUCGACGCAAUGACAAGGCUGUUUGCUUGUCAUCAUCACGUUUCAUAGCCCAUUUGGUAAAUCAACGUGUGGCCCACGAAAUAUUGGCUUUGGAAAUAUUAACGCUUUUGGUUGAAUCUCCCACUGAUGACAGCGUGGAAGUAGCCAUAGCAUUUCUCAAGGAGUGUGGCAUGAAGCUCACUGAGGUAUCCUCCAAGGGUAUAGGGGCAAUUUUUGAAAUGUUAAAAAAUAUCCUGCAUGAAGGAAAACUGGAUAAGCGUGUACAAUACAUGAUAGAAGUGGUAUUCCAAGUGCGCAAGGAUGGCUUCAAGGAUCAUCAGUCGGUCAUAGAAUCCUUAGAGUUGGUAGAAGAAGACGACCAGUUUACGCACCUGUUAAUGUUGGAUGAUGCCACAACACCAGAAGAUGUUUUGAAUGCAUUCAAAUUCGAUGAACAGUACGAAGAGAAUGAGGAAAAAUACAAGGGCCUGAGUAAAGAAAUCCUUGGCAGCGACGCCUCAGAUUCCGGUGAUUCUGAUGACUCCGGCAGUGGCUCGGAUUCGGAUUCCUCUUCCGGCUCGGAAGACAAUGACAAAAAUGAGGAUAAACCAACAGCUGGCGAUAUCAUCGACAAUACUGAAACCAAUCUCAUUGCCCUUAGACGUACCAUUUACUUGACCAUUAAUUCCAGUUUGGAUUAUGAGGAAUGCGCCCACAAACUAAUGAAAAUGCAAUUGAAGCCGGGACAAGAAAUCGAGCUUUGCCACAUGUUUUUGGAUUGUUGUGCCGAACAAAGAACUUAUGAAAAGUUUUAUGGCCUGUUGGCCCAGCGUUUCUGUGCAAUAAACAAGUCUUACAUAGAACCCUUUGAAGAGAUAUUUAAAGACACCUAUCAGACCACACAUCGAUUGGAUACCAAUCGUCUUCGGAAUGUGAGUAAAUUUUUUGCUCACUUAUUGUUCACCGAUGCCAUAAGUUGGGAUGUUUUUGAUUGCAUACGUCUAAAUGAAGAUGACACCACAUCUUCAAGUCGCAUAUUCAUUAAGAUAUUGUUCCAAGAAUUGGCUGAAUACAUGGGUCUCAGCCAGCUGAAUAAAAAAUUAAAAGAUGAGGUUUUAGCUGAGAGUUUGUCCGGUCUGUUCCCCAAGGAUAAUCCUCGCAAUACCCGUUUCUCCAUUAAUUUCUUCACUUCCAUUGGCUUGGGUGGAUUGACUGAUGAAUUAAGACAAUUUUUGAAAAAUGCCCCCAAAUCGGUGCCAGCCAUAAAUGCUGAAAUUUUGGCAAAUAAGCCUGUGAAUUGUUCCAAUUCUUCUUCAUCUUCAUCGAGCUCCUCUUCGUCGUCAUCCUCAUCAUCUUCAUCAUCAACAAGUGAGUCUAGUGAUUCAUCUUCCGAGUCAUCCAGUGAUUCGGAGGCUCCAAAAAAGAAACGCAAGGGCAAAAAACAAAAGUCAAAGAAAUUGUCUACUAAAAACAAGGAAAAGGCUAAAAAAUCAAAACGUGGAAACAAGGAGAAUACAAAGAAUGCAAAGAAAAGCAAAAAAUCGAAAAAAGUAGAAACUUCGUCAUCAUCAUCCGCUAGCAGCAGUGAUACAGAAAAAUCUGCAAGUUCCAGCUGUGAAAGUGCAAGCGAAAAAAAGCACAGCAAGAGAAAGAACAUGAAAUCUCCACCAAAAGAGAAAAACAGUAAAAAGCACCAGCGAUCGGAAGCAGAUGAAGACAGUGACCACCAAUAUAAACCCAAGAAACGAGUACAUAGAGAAGAAACUGAAAGUUUAAUGGAGAAGAAACGGUCAGAAUAUGUUGACAACAAACAGAGGGGAGACAGAGAACCAGAAAAGCGUACAGUGCCGCAACAACGUAGAAAUAGUGAGAUAGAAAGAAGAAGGGAGGAAAGGGAGAAACGUCAUCGUGAAAGAGAAAACAAACGAUCGCGUUCACCAUCACCUGCACGACGAACAUCUCGCGAAGAACGUGACCGAAGAGGGGAUGAUAGGAGGGAAAAAGGCCGAGACUUGGACCGUCGGCGUAUACGAGACUAUGUUGAUAGAGAUCGUUACAAAGGCCGCCGUAGUCGAAGUUACGACCGUAGCGAAAAAAGAGAGCGAGAAUAUUCCAGGUCAAAACUGCGCAAUACAUCAAAGGAACGCGGAUGAUAAUUUUGAAGUAAAUUUAAAGGCGGGCGUAUUUUUUAUUUUUUUGCUUAAGGUGGUCUAUUUUCUAUUGUACAAAAACAAUUACGAGUAUCUUUAAAAUAUAAGUGGAGUAUUUCCUAAAAAUAUUAA
Molecule: messenger RNA, 4008 nt
Organism: Stomoxys calcitrans (stable fly)
Lineage: Eukaryota; Metazoa; Arthropoda; Insecta; Diptera; Muscidae
Gene: ncm
Product: pre-mRNA-splicing factor CWC22 homolog
Exons: 3
Coding region: 136-3879 (1247 amino acids)
Biological process (GO): mRNA splicing, via spliceosome
Cellular component (GO): catalytic step 2 spliceosome
Molecular function (GO): protein binding; RNA binding
Source: RefSeq, a predicted model, not a curated record